This is a messenger RNA of Pseudophryne corroboree (corroboree frog), 9421 nucleotides long. RefSeq names its product solute carrier family 66 member 2 (gene SLC66A2). Gene Ontology annotation, cellular component: endosome; trans-Golgi network. Lineage: Eukaryota; Metazoa; Chordata; Amphibia; Anura; Myobatrachidae. The transcript is spliced from 6 exons. The record is from RefSeq and is a predicted model, not a curated record. The coding region runs from base 436 to 1251 and encodes 271 amino acids. Gene Ontology annotation, biological process: retrograde transport, endosome to Golgi; phospholipid translocation.
AUACAGCGCCGGCUCACCAGCAUCACCACACCUGGGCGUCCCGGCGUCGAAACUACACUUCCUCCGCCUCUCCUCCUCUGUGCAGCUCACACAGUCACACGGCGCUCCCUGAGUGACGUCACAUCGCCGUGGCCACGCCCCUGCCCGAGGCACCAAUCAGAUUUGAGGAGUAGGAGGAUGGGGAUGUCAGAGGCAUCAGCGGCACAGACUGAGGCGCAGUGCUGGGUGCAUGUAAGCGGGUAACCCGCUCUGCCUGCUGCCACCGCCACCCCAACUGCAUGCCAGCCCCUAAUGCCAGGCAUCAUAAUGGGAUAUAAUGUCCCUACACAGGUUUGGUGGUGCUUGAAUACACCAAAAUAAUCCAGACACAGAGACUCUGCUAUAUGGGUAGGAGCUGGACCAAGCCGUGAAUUGAGACACUGGUCCUCAGCCACGAUGGACGAAGAAGGGACAGAGUGGCUUGUUGUCGCUUUACAUCGGCUUGUUUCCUGGGGAGCAUCAGCUGCCAUGAUCUUUGGGGGAAUAGUGCCAUAUAUACCCCAGUACAGGGACAUUAGAAGAACCGAAAAUGCAGAAGGAUUCUCCGUUUAUGUUUGUCUUAUGCUAUUAGUAGCAAAUAUAUUGCGGAUACUGUUUUGGUUUGGCCGUCACUUUGAAUCCCCGCUCCUGUGGCAGAGUAUCAUUAUGAUUGUUACCAUGCUCCUGAUGCUGAAGCUGUGCACAGAAGUGCGUGUUGCAACUGACGUGAGCACCAGGCGCCGCUUGUUUACAGCCUCAGAUAGUAAGGAUGAAGAACUCAAAACUCAUCCCAAGAGAUGCUUUCUGGAUUUUGAUAUGAACUUCUUCUGGCACUGGAGCAGAUUCAUAGACUACGUGCAGUGUGUGCUGGCGUUCACUGGUGUGGUUGGUUACAUCACCUAUCUGUCCCUGGACUCUGUGCUCUAUGUAGAGACAUUGGGCUUUCUUGCAGUAUUCACAGAGGCUAUGCUUGGUGUUCCCCAGCUUUAUAGAAAUCAUCAGAACAACUCAACAGAGGGAAUGAGCAUCAAAAUGGUUCUUAUGUGGACCAGUGGAGACACUUUUAAGACGGUGUACUUUGUGCUGAACCAGGCUCCCUUCCAGUUUACAGUUUGUGGGCUCCUGCAGGUCCUUGUAGACAUUGCCAUCUUGCUUCAGGUGUACAUCUACAGCGGAUACCCUCAGAAGCCAGUGUCACACAUCACACACGUUACCAGUGCCAAAGCUCUAUGAUGAACAGAACAUGUACUGUCUGAUCUCGUGCUUCCCAUUCCCGGAACUGACUCUGCAGUAGUAAUGCAAAUAUCUGAGCGUAUCAUGAACUCUCUGCCUAGAUUUUUAAUCUUUUUUUUCUCUUACGUCCUAGAGGAUGCUGGGGACUCCGUAAGGACCAUGGGGAAUAGACGGGCUCUGCAGGAGACAUGGGCACUAAAAAAGAACUUUAGGUAUGGGUGUGCACUGGCUCCUCCCUCUAUGCCCCUCCUCCAAACCUCAGUUUGAUACUGUGCCCAGGGGAGACUGGGUGCAUUACAGGGAGCUCUCCUGAGUUUCCUGAAAAGAAAUAAUCUUGGAUAGGUUUUUUAUUUUCAGGGAGCCUGCUGGCAACAGGCUCCCUGCAGCGAGGGACUGAGGAGAGAGAAGCAGACCUACUUAACUGCUAGGCUCUGCUUCUUAGGCUACUGGACACCAUUAGCUCCAGAGGGAGUCGGAACGCAGGUCUCUCCUAGCUGUUCGUCCCGGAGCCGCCCCGCCGUCCUUCUCACAGAGCCGGAAGAUAGAAGCCGGGUGAGUAUAAGAAGAAAGAAGACUUCAGAGGCGGCAGAAGACUUCAGAUCUUCAUAGAGGUAACGCGCAGCGGUAACGCUGCGCGCCAUUGCUCCCACACGACACACACGCGGCAGGCACUGUAAGGGUGCAGGGCGCAAGGGGGGGCGCCCUGGCAGCAUUUUAAACCUCUGUUCUGGCAAUAAGGGACAUAUAUGGGCUCUGUACUGUAUAUUCUGACAUCCCCCGCCAGUUUUAAAAGAAAUCGAGCGGGACCGAAGCCCGCCGCUGAGGGGGCGGAGCUUGAUCCUCAGCACUCACCAGCGCCAUUUUCUCCACAGCACACCGCUGGGAAGUUGGUUCCCCGGACUCUCCCCUGCUGAAUACGGUGACAGAGGGUUUGAAAGAAGGGGGGAAGGCACAUAAUUUGGCGCAGUGUUAUAUAUAUAUAUAUAUAUAUAUAUAUAUAUAUAUAUAUAUAUAUAUAUAUAUAAGAAAUAAAAGCGCUAUCUGGGUUAAUUUUUUCCCUGGGUCAUUGGCGCUGGGUGUGUGCUGGCAUACUCUCUCUCUGUCUCUCCAAAGGGCCUUGUGGGGGAACUGUCUCCAGAUAGAGAAUUCCCUGAGUGUGUGGUGUGUCGGUACGCGUGUGUCGGCAUGUCUGAAGCGGAAGGCUCUUCUAGGGAGGAGGUGGAGCAAAUGAGUUUGGUGUCUCCGUCGGCAACGUCGACACCUGACUGGUUGGAUAUAUGGAAUGUUUUAAAUGCAAAUGUGAAUUUAUUGCACAAAAGGUUGGACAAAGCUGAGUCCAGGGAAUGUACAGGGAGUGUAGCCCUGCCUUUCACUAGGUCACAGGGACCUUCUGGGUCUCAAAAGAGCCCACUAUCCAAAAUAGUAGACACUGAUACCGACACGGAUUCUGACUCCAGUGUCGACUACGAUGAUCCAAAGUUGCAGCCAAAAUUGGCUAAAAGUAUUCAUUAUAUGAUUAUUGGUAUAAAAGAGGUGUUGCAUAUCACGGAUGAACCCGCUGUCCCUGAGACACGAGGGUUCACAUGUUUUAAGAAAAGAAACCUGAGGUAACCUUUCCUCCAUCUCAUGAGCUGAACGAAUUAUUUGACAAGGCUUGGGAAUCUCCAGAUAAAAAACUGCAGAUUCCCAAAAGGAUUCUUAUGGCGUAUCCUUUCCCGGCUAAGGACAGGAUACGAUGGGAAUCCUCCCCAAGGGUGGACAAAGCGUUGACACGCUUAUCCAAAAAGGUAGCGCUGCCAUCUCAAGAUACGGCAACCCUCAAGGAUCCUGCUGAUCGCAGGCAGGAGACUACCUUGAAGUCUAUUUACACACAUACUGGUACCUUACUCAGACCGGCGAUAGCGUCGGCUUGGGUUUGUAGCGCUGUAGCAGCGUGGACAGAUACCUUAUCGGCUGAUAGAGAUUCGCUGGAUAAGGAAACCAUUUUAUUGACCCUGGGUCAUGUUAAAGAUGCUGUCCUAUAUAUGAGAGAUGCUCAGAGAGACAUUGGCCUACUGGGUUCCAGGGCCAACGCUAUGGCGAUUUCGGCUAGGCGAGCCCUAUGGACCCGACAAUGGACGGGCGAUGCAGACUCGAAGAGGCAUAUGGAGGUUUUACCGUACAAGGGUGAGGAAUUGUUUGGGGAAGGUCUCACGGACCUAGUUUCCACGGCUACGGCAGGUAAAUCAACCUUUUUGCCUUAUGAUUCCUCACAGCCUAAGAAAACGCCACAUUAUCAGAUGCAGUCCUUUCGGUCGCAUAAACCCAAGAGAGUGCGGGGAUCUUCCUUUCUUGCCAGAGGUAAGGGCAAGGGGAAAAAUCUGCCAGCCACAGCUAGUUCCGAGGAACAGAAGUCCUCCCCGGCCUCUACAAAAUCCACCGCAUGACGCUGGGGCUCAGCCGCGUCUGGGUUCAAUCACAGGUGGAUCCCUGGGCAAUAGAAAUUGUUUCCCAGGGUUACAAGCUGGAAUUCGAAGAGGUGCCUCCUCGCCGAUUUUUCAAAUCGGCCCUGCUGGCUUCUCCCCCAGAGAGGAGUGUUAAAAGCUAUUCAAAAAUUGUGUCUUUAACAAGUGGUGGUCAAAGUCCCCCUGCUACAGCAGGGGAUGGGGUAUUACUCAACCCUGUUUGUAGUCCCGAAACCGGACGGUUCGGUCAAGCCUAUUUUGAAUUUAAAAUCCUUAAACCUAUACUUAAGAAGGUUCAAGUUCAAGAUGGAGUCGCUCAGAGCGGUCAUCGCCAGCCUGGAAGGGGGGGGAUUUUAUAUGGUGUCCCUGGACAUAAAGGAUGCAUACCUUCAUGUCCCCAUAUAUCCGCCUCAUCAGGCGUUCCUGAGGUUUGCUGUACAGGAUUGUCAUUACCAAUUUCAGACGUUGCCGUUUGGGCUUUCCACGGCCCCGAGGAUUUUCACCAAGGUAAUGGCGGAAAUGAUGGUGCUCCUGCGCAAGCAGGGUGUCACAAUUUUCCGUACUUGGACGAUCUCCUGAUAAAAGCUAGAUCGAGAGAACAGUUGCUGAACAGCGUAUCACUCUCCCUGAGGGUGUUGCAACAGCACGGCUGGAUUCUCAAUAUCUCAAAGUCACAGUUGAUUCCAACGACUCAUUUGCCCUUCUUAGGCAUGAUUCUGGAUACGGAAAAGAGUUUAUCUUCCGAUGGAAAAGGCCCAAGAACUCAUGUCUUUGGUCAGGGACCUAUUGAAGCCAACAUGGGUGUCGGUGCAUCACUGCACUCGAGUUCUGGGAAAGAUGGUGGCGACUUACGAGGCCAUUCCAUUCGGCAGGUUCCAUGCAAGAACUUUUCAAUGGGACCUUCUGGACAAGUAGUCCGGGUCACAUCUACAGAUUCAUCAGAUGAUCACCCUGUCCCCCAGGGCCAGGGUAUCUCUCCUGUGGUGGCUGCAGAGUACUCACCUUCUGGAGGGUCGCAGGUUCGGCAUUCAGGACUGGGUUCUGGUAACCACGCACGCGAGCAUCCGAGGUUGGGGUGCAGUCACACAGGGAAGAAACUUCCAGGGUCUCUGGUCAAGCCAGGAGGCUUGUCUUCACAUCAACGUACUGAAGUUGAGGGCCAUAUACAACGCCCUUCGACAAGCGGAAAAUUUGCUUCGCGACCUACCGGUUCUGAUCCAGUCGGACAACAUCACCGCAGUGGCGCAUGUAAACCGCCAAGGCGGAACAAAGAGCAGAUUGGCAAUGGCGGAAGCCACCAGGAUUCUUCGCUGGGCGGAAAAUCAUGUAAGCGCCCUGACAGCAGUCUUCAUUCCGGGAGUAGACAACUGGGAAGCGGACUUCCUCAGCAGACACGAUCUACAUCCAGGAGAAUGGGGACUUCAUCAGGAAGUCUUCGCAGAGAUUGCAAGUCAGUGGGGACUGCCCCUGAUAGACAUGAAGGCGUCACGCCUCAACAAAAAACUACCGUGGUAUUGCGCCUGGUCAAGGGACCCUCAGGCGGUAGCAGUGGACACCCUGGUGACACCGUGGGUGUUCCAGUCGGUCUAUGUGUUUCCUCCUCUUCCUCUCAUAUCCAAGAUAUUGAGAAUCAUAAGACGAAGAGGAGUACAGACAAUUCUCAUUGUUCCAGAUUGGCCUCGAAGGGCCUGGUAUCCGGAGCUUCAGGAAAUGCUCACAGAAGAUCCGUGGCCUCUUCCUCUCAGAGAGGACCUGUUACAAUAGGGGCCCUGUCUGUUCCAAGACUUACCGCGGCUGCGUUUGACGGCAUGGCGGUUGAACGGCGGAUCCUAGUGGAAAAGGGCAUUCCGGAUGAGGUCAUUCCUACUCUGAUAAAGGCUAGGAAGGACGUGACAGCAAACCAUUAUCACCGUAUUUGGAGGAAGUAUGUCUCUUGGUGUGAGUCCAGGAAUGCUCCUCCGGAAGAAUUCCAUCUGGGCCGUUUCCUUCACUUCCUACAGACUGGAGUGAAUUUGGGCCUAAAAUUAGGCUCCAUUAAGGUUCAGAUUUCGGACGUAUCCAUUUUCUUUCAGAAGGAAUUGGCUUCUCUUCCGGAAGUACAGACUUUUGUGAAGGGAGUGCUGCAUAUCCAGCCUCCUUUUGUACCUCCAGUGCACCCUGGGACCUUAACGUGGUGUUGCGGUUCCUUAAGUCUCACUGGUUUGAACCUCUUAAAACGGUGGAAUUAAAGUAUCUCACUUUUUGCCCAAGGUGGUUUCAUCUUUUCAUAUGAACCAACCUAUUGUGGUGCCUGUGGCUACGCGGGACUUGGAGGAUUCCGAGUCCCUUGAUGUGGUCAGGGCAUUGAAAAUGUAUGUGGCCAGAACGGCUUGGGUUAGGAAAACAGAGGCACUGUUUGUCCUGUAUGCAGCCAACAAGGUUGGCGCUCCUGCUUCUAAGCAGACUAUUGCUCGCUGGAUCUGUAACACGAUUCAGCAGGCUCAUUCUACGGCUGGAUUGCCGUUACCAAAUUCUGUAAAGGCCCAUUCCACUAGGAAGGUGGGCUCUUCUUGGGCGGCUGCCCGAGGUGUCUCGGCAUUACAGCUUUGCCGAGGAGCGACUUGGUCGGGUUCAAACACCUUUGCAAAGUUCUACAAGUUUGAUACCCUGGCUGAUGAGGACCUCAUGUUUGCUCAAUCGGUGCUGCAGAGUCAUCCGCACUCUCCCGCCCGUUUUGGAGCUUUGGUAUAAUCCCCAUAGUCCUUACGGAGUCCCCAGCAUCCUCUAGGAUUUAAGAGAAAAUAAGAUUUUAAACCUAACUGUAAAUCUUUUUCUCCUAGUCCGUAGAGGAUGCUGGGCACCCGUCCCAGUGUGGACUACAUUCUGCAAGACUUGUAUACAGUUUCUUGCUUACAUAAGGGUUAUGUUACAGUUUUGAUCAGUCUCGGGCUGAUGCUGUUUUGUUUCAUACUGUUGACUGGUUCGUAUAUCCAUGUUAUACGGUGUGGAUGGUGUGGGCUGGUAUGAAUCUUGCCCUUAGAUUAACAAAAAUCCUUUCCUCGUACUGUCCGUCUCCUCUGGGCACAGUUUCUCUAACUGAGGUCUGGAGGAGGGGCAUAGAGGGAGGAGCCAGUGCACACCCAUACCUAAAGUUCUUUUUGAGCCCGUCUAUUCCCCAUGGUCCUUACGGAGUCCCCAGCAUCCUCUACGGACUAGGAGAAAAAGAUUUACCGGUAAGUUUAAAAUCUUAUUUUUUAUUUUCUAUUUUAAGAUUUGCUACAAUCCAGUUGCUCUGUCAGUUUCUUCAUUAAACUCUUCUCCUAUUGUUUGGGGUAAAUUCAGGUUUUAUUUCGUAAGUAUUCACUGUUUACGUGUUUAUAUUGGAAUACAUGCUUAUCAACUGUGGACCUCACACUGGAUGCACACUGCAUAUAACUUUCUUGUUGUACUCAUGCAACUAGGUGAUCUGCCCAGCGCACUUGAAGGGAGCAAACCUACUUUAGCCUUUGGGAAGGUACCACUGCAAUCUUGAUGAGGACCUAGUUAUGCAGGGAGACGUAGGAAUAACAGCAAAUGCUUACCAUCGUAUUACCUCCCCUCAUUACAUCUCUUCCAUUUUUAAAUACAGCUCAAUUUAACCUUAUUUAAGUCUUAAAGUAUUUGUGAAAAUAAGGGGACACCAGGGUUCUCUUUAUUAUAUUAUAUGUGGCAUAUUUGUAUAGAGUAUGUGAGCAUUUCUUUUAACAUUAGACAAAGUUGUGCCUAAUAAUAAUGCAGCUUGCAGGUGUUAGAUCAAGACACCGUUUCCAUCAGUUGUGAGGUUGUGCAAAAUUGAUAUUCUUUUGAGGAGUGGACAAAGUGGUACAUCUUUCUGGAAAACAAGGAAUGUCCUUUACAAGUAGUGCACCUUCUGCACAACGUCAUCUACUUUGUAUAUUAUGCCUCAAAACCAAAUCUAAUUUUUGCACUACUCUACAUAGCUAGAUACACGUUUGUCUACUCCUUACUUUAAAGAGAGUGUUUGCAGCCCACAUAGAGCUAUCUGCACCUUGAUAAAUACAAACAAACUAGUGCUCCACAAACCAUUGCACUUUUGAGAAAACCAAGGUGCACCAGCUCAUAUCUAGGCAUGUGACCGUAUUAUAGAGGAUUUUGUAUAUGGGCUUUUUGUUCAUAAUCAGUAAGGUACUGUGUGUACAAAGACAUUUAUUAGUGUCAAGUGUGUAGAAAUGAAUCUCCAAUUUCACUUUACGUUGUCAGUGUUACUCUAUCAGACUGCUGCCCACUUGUUCCUAUGGGCCAGCUAAUUACUGUAUGAGGCCUGGAACACAGUACUAUGCAGUGGUGUACAGAGGUCCUUCUACCAGGUAUUCUCCAUAAAUGUUGGGCGUUCUUCCUUCAACCUCUUUGCACAAUAAUUACUGGAGGCUAUUUUAAAUUUGUCUGACCUGUGUCUAUAGCUUUACAUUAUUAGAUUUUUUUUCUCAGAUGUUUAUGACUUGCACAUUAUUCAUAGACACAUAUCUCUAUUCAAUUAUAUAGGGCACUUUUACUUCCAGUCUAUGAUUAUACAGGUUGAGUAUCCCAUAUCCAAAUAUUCCGAAAUACGGAAUAUUCCGAAAUACGGACUUUUUUUGAGUGAGAGUGAGAUAGUGAAACCUUUGUUUUUUGAUGGCUCAAUGUACACAAACUUUGUUUAAUACACACAGUUAUUAAAAUAUUGUAUUAAAUGACCUUCAGGCUGUGUGUAUAAGGUGUAUAUGAAACAUAAAUGAAUUGUGUGAAUGUAGAUACACUUUGUUCAAUGCACAAAGUUACAAAAAAUAUUGGCUAAAAUUGCCUUCAGGCUGUGUGUAUAUGUAACAUAAAUGCAUUUUGUGCUUAGACUUGGGUCCCAUCACCAUGAUAUCUCAUUAUGAUAUGCAAUUAUUCCAAAAUACGGAAAAAUCCGAUAUCCAAAAUACCUCUGGUCCCACGCAUUUUGGAUAAGGGAUACUCAACCUGUAUGUUUAAAUGUGGCCACGAUUUAUUAAGUCGUGUAUGUAUGUAUGUAUAUAUAUAUAUAUAUAUACACACACACAUAUAUAUUUGCCCUGAAAUUGUAACAUUAUACUAUAAGCAAACACUCAAUAAUAGUAUUUCUAAAUGAUUUUAACCAGAAAUGGUGUAGUUGCCAUUAUAACCUGUCCAUCUUGCUUUUACAUGCUUAUUUAGGCUCACUUGCCUGUAUAGAUGUUCAACAAACUGUACUAAAUGUUCCAGUAUUCCAGUGGGAUGUUAAAGGCGGUGGCUUCUAUAUAAACAAUAUAAAUGUUCACAGCCGUUACAUGAAUGUUACAAAGCCGUCCACAUAACGGCCGUAUAUGUAAAAUGUUACUGACAUUUAUGGAAUUGUCUGCAUACAAGUUGCAUUUUAGCAUUAUUUUAAAUUCUGAAUAUAAACUUUGUAGUCACAAUGCCUUGCCAGAACACACACAGAUUGUCUAUGUAUUGAGGGGAAUGAGUUAAGCUACCAUUGCUUUGUUUUUUUCUAUUAUUACAAACACGUUUUUGUUUUGCAGUUUUUGGUGGAUACAUUUCGCAAAAUAUGAAUGGGUUUUGUUUUUUUAAUAAAUACCAUGAAAAAGUAUGCAAUCUAUGUUUAGUUGUAACAAACAGCUUGACUGCUGAGAACACUUUAUUGCUUGCAACACAAUUUGGAGUUCCAGCAGUGGAAGUUGUUUUUUUUUUUUUUUUUUUUUGGGGGG